Messenger RNA from Eublepharis macularius, 2963 nucleotides. It is a transcript of the gene PANK1, whose product is annotated as pantothenate kinase 1. The coding region runs from base 73 to 1422 and encodes 449 amino acids. The transcript is spliced from 7 exons. Lineage: Eukaryota; Metazoa; Chordata; Lepidosauria; Squamata; Eublepharidae. Gene Ontology annotation, biological process: coenzyme A biosynthetic process. The record is from RefSeq and is a predicted model, not a curated record. Gene Ontology annotation, molecular function: ATP binding; pantothenate kinase activity. Gene Ontology annotation, cellular component: cytosol; nucleus.
UGAGCGGCAAGCGCUGAGUCUCCGCCUCGCCGUGACUGAGGAGGACAAAGGGCCGCCGCCGCUGCCGCCGCCAUGGGGGAGAGGCCCCGAGGCCAGACCGGCGUCCCCUCGGCGGGGCCCACGACGACCACGACGCCAGCCGCCGCCAUCCCCACCUGCUCGCUGCACAACGGGCUGCUGCACAACGGCUUCCACGCGCUGCCCAGUAAUGGGGAAGCCUCUCGCCCGCUGCUCUUCCGCCAGGAGCCGUCCCUGCCCAGCCAUGGCUCCCCGGCUAAGAAAUGCAGGACGCGCCGGAGGAUGGACUCGGGCCGAAGAAACAGGCCGCCAUUCCCAUGGUUUGGCAUGGAUAUUGGUGGAACACUUGUCAAACUGGUCUAUUUUGAACCAAAAGACAUUACAGCUGAAGAGGAACAGGAGGAAGUGGAAAACCUGAAAAGCAUUAGAAAGUAUUUGACUUCCAAUACAGCCUAUGGUAAAACUGGGAUUCGAGAUGUCCACCUCGAACUGAAAAACUUGACUAUGUGUGGACGCAAAGGGAAUCUUCACUUCAUCCGUUUUCCAACCUGUGCUAUGCACAGGUUCAUACAGAUGGGUAGUGAAAAGAACUUCUCAAGUUUGCACACCACACUUUGUGCCACAGGAGGUGGAGCCUACAAAUUUGAGGAAGAUUUUCGUACGAUUGCUGACUUGCAGCUACAUAAGCUAGACGAGUUGGACUGCUUGAUCCAGGGCCUGCUUUACGUGGAUUCUGUGGGAUUCAACGGCCAUCCAGAGUGCUAUUAUUUUGAAAAUCCUGCAGAUCCUGAACGGUGUCAGAAAAAGCCUUAUUGCCUUGAUAAUCCGUAUCCUAUGUUGCUGGUUAACAUAGGCUCCGGGGUCAGCGUCUUAGCAGUAUAUUCCAAGGACAACUACAAGAGAGUUACAGGGACCAGUCUUGGUGGUGGUACAUUCCUGGGACUAUGUUGUUUGCUGACUGGCUGUGAGACCUUUGAAGAAGCUCUAGAAAUGGCAGCUAAAGGGGACAGCACCAACGUUGAUAAACUUGUGAAAGACAUUUAUGGAGGAGACUACGAACGGUUUGGCCUUCAAGGGUCUGCUGUAGCAUCAAGCUUUGGCCACAUGAUGAGCAAAGAGAAGCGGGAUUCCAUCAGUAAAGAGGACUUGGCAAGAGCAACUUUGGUCACCAUCACCAACAACAUCGGCUCCAUUGCUCGGAUGUGUGCCCUGAAUGAGAAUAUUGAUAGAGUGGUGUUUGUUGGAAACUUUCUGAGAAUCAACAUGGUCUCCAUGAAGGUACUAGCAUAUGCCAUGGAUUACUGGUCAAAAGGACAACUCAAAGCUCUCUUUUUGGAACAUGAGGGUUAUUUUGGUGCUGUUGGGGCCCUGCUAGAAUUGCUGAAAAUGACAGAUGAUCAGUGAUGGACACCCCCGCCCCCGCCCCCUCCCUGGAGGAGUGCAAAACCUGUGAUGCUGCUGCAAGUGUGAUAGUUGCUGGGAGCACGGGAGACAAGCCAUGAUGGAAGUUCUACCUGCUGGAUUUGUAAAUAAUAAUUUAAACUCCUUGUAGCUAAUCAUUUAACUUUAGGGUUGGAAGCUAACUUGAUCAUUGAUGCUAGGAAACUUUUAAAAAGGCAUUUUUAUCUGUAUACAGUUUUUUUUAAGAGAAAAAAAUGUGCAAUGUGGCCAAACUGGCAGAUUCUAUGGAUUGUGUUUAAAAAUAUGGGUACCAUAUGGGGGGAAAAGGGACCUGAUAUAAGACACUGGUUUUAUUUUAUUUUUUUUCUUCUGGGGUUUAAUGAUCUAGUGUGGUAAUUCUUCAUUUGGUAAUUGCUCUAGGAGAUUUUUUAAAAAAACCUUUUUCAUGACGUUUCAUGAUUUGCUGUUGGUUUCAAAUGAAACUGCAAAACUGGCAAUUAGUGCGAGCACUAAAGUAAUUUAAUCUUUGUUGCCUUCAUUUUGUGGAAUUUUCCCCAUUUCCGCCUCCAAAUCACCUUUUCUUUGGCUGCUUAAGUUUGCAAUAACAAGAGGUGCCAUGAGAUGUGCCAUCAGAGCCCCUGAAAACAGGAAGAAGACCUCAUGCUUUCCUGAUGGACAAUUCCCUUUGGAAAUUCACUUGUCGAGUUAAUCAUUCCUUGCAGUAUCUAAAAACCCUCAUUUAUAGAAACGAUUCCUGGGUUGAAGAAGAAGCCUGUUUUUCAAAACAGUAAACUGGUUUCUGGAUUGUUAACCUUUCAGACUGCUGAUGGGGCAUUCACCUGACAGAAUGCUCCUCCAUACAAAAGAAAAAUGCCUCUUCUUCCUGACCUGAGUUUUUACUUGUGAGAAAUGUUUUGUGUUUUAUUUAAAUAUGAAGGCGUGCGCCUCCCCCCAUCUGCAGCCUGAAGCAGUACAUUCCAGAUCUCAUUCUCCAGAUGAGAAGGAUUGCCAUCUUCUCUGCAAUAUGUGAGGAAGAAACUUUUUAUGACACUCUCAGCAGAUGAAACGAACACAACUGCAGAUGUUAUGUGAUAAUGUUAGACAACGCGGUCCAUUUUCAUGUUGGGAAUUCAUGUAUGCUAAUUUUAAAACAUUCUUGUUGCUAUUCACAAGAGGUGAAUAAUUAUACUAAAAGUUAGUUCCCAACUUUUAGAAGUGGAAUGAAUCCAUGUGUGUUAUGAAUGAUUAAAUCUAGAAAUUAAGGUCUGCAGAGAGCAGUUUAUUUUACCAAAUCAUCUUCUGCUUUGCAGGCUGGUGUUGGAAAGGCAGUACUACUGUGCCAUAGCAUACAGGAUCCAUCAGAGAGGUCAAUGCAUGUUUUCAAAAACAAAAGUUCUCUGACACAUUAAUUUGUUUUUGUUUUGAACAAAGUAUUUUGAUUUUUUUUUAAUCUUCAGAACCUUUAUUAAAUUGAUACUAACUGAAGUGUUCACUUGAUCUGGUAGAAAUAAAAGCCCAUUACUGUUGUGAUGGUUUUCAAUGCA